AACCCUUUAUUUGAACCCAAACGCAAAACCCCAACGGAACUGUUUUUCCCAUUUAACCCAAAGUCAAAAACUUCAAGAUCCAACUCUGACCCACAGCUUCUAAUCGGGAAGGGGGAAAUUUUCAUUGUUUAUUUAAAAUGGUGGAUUUGUCAUGGUUGAGUGCCAUCCUAGUUGGGGCUGGCUGCCUUGCCUUGGGGUAUUGCGUUGGCAAGUGCCAUCCCACUUAUUUAUUUCUCUCAUCGAGAGGAACUAAAGAUACUACAAUCUCUAAAGCAAAUAAGAAGAUCAAAGAACCCUUAGAAAUCGAAAAGUUGGCUGACAUUCUAGAGGAUUUUAAAAUGGUCCUGGUUGUAAGAAAUGAUCUUAAGAUGGGUAAAGGGAAAAUUGCUGCCCAGUGCAGUCAUGCAACUUUGGGUCUUUACAAAAAACUCCUACAUCGAGCACCAAAAGCAUUGAACAGGUGGGAGAUGUGUGCUCAGCCAAAGGUGGUGGUGAAAAUUGACAGCGAGGAAGAUAUGCUAGUUUCACAAAAGGCAGAGAAUAUUUACUUGUUUAUACAACUACUAGACUUAUCCAUCUUUCUCGAUAUUGAGAGGGCAAAAUCACUAAAUAUACCAACGCAUAUCACCAUUGACACAGGGAGAACUCAGAUUGCACCAAAUUCGAGGACGGUGAUGGCUAUUCUUGGACCUAUUGAAAUGGUGGAUGAUGUAACCGGUGGACUGAAGCUAUUGUAACGAUUUUGCCCGAAAGGCCUCAGAUUUAAGAACUUUGAGGAGCAUGUAAUUUGCAAAGUUAUGAUUAUUUUUGUUUAAAGAUAUUUCGUCCUAGAAACUUAAGUGAAAAAUCCAUUGUAUACUUGGUGCUGGAUUCUUGGAAACUUACAUUUCAGUUUUGUGAUGAUUACGAAAA
Hibiscus syriacus is the source of this 912-nucleotide messenger RNA. RefSeq names its product peptidyl-tRNA hydrolase 2, mitochondrial-like. Gene Ontology annotation, molecular function: peptidyl-tRNA hydrolase activity. NCBI's taxonomy places the organism in Eukaryota, Viridiplantae, Streptophyta, Magnoliopsida, Malvales, Malvaceae. The record is from RefSeq and is a predicted model, not a curated record. The transcript has 9 exons. Gene Ontology annotation, cellular component: mitochondrion; cytosol. Bases 138 to 737 code for a protein of 199 amino acids.